Symbiodinium natans is the source of this 174-nucleotide messenger RNA. The record is from the annotation of a GenBank genome assembly. NCBI's taxonomy places the organism in Eukaryota, Dinophyceae, Suessiales, Symbiodiniaceae.
AUGCCUCGCUAUGACCAAGUGAUCUCCGACAUCAACCGCGCGCGGGAGGUGGAUGUUGCCAUCCAAAUAUGGAACCACUUGCUGGCGGGCCGGCGCCGGAUCGCCAACAUCGCGCCCUCGAGGAAGAAUCCCAAGUUCUCCUUCAGGAGUGCGACAAACAGCGGCGACUCCUGA